ACUUAAGAACUCACCUUUAAGACAAGAAAUUCGAAAUGUGGAAGACACAGAGACUAUAUUGCAGGCUUGGGAUAAUGACAAAAGUGAUAAGAAUAUUUUAUUAGAAUUAGCUAAGGCUGAU
Molecule: messenger RNA, 121 nt
Organism: Cetraspora pellucida
Lineage: Eukaryota; Fungi; Glomeromycota; Glomeromycetes; Diversisporales; Gigasporaceae
Source: the annotation of a GenBank genome assembly